AUGGACGGUUCCAUCGAUCAGCCAUCGCAGGAAACGAUCGCCGUUUGGGAGAACCAGUAUUCGCCCUCGCAGUGGAGUGUCCGUUUUCCGACCGCCUCGGAAGUGGUUGACUAUCACGUGAAAUUUGUAACGAACGUCAGUAACCAGAACAGGGAAACCCUUGAACCGCGUCUGGACAUCGACUACAGCAGUGGAGACCGUGAAAAGGUCGACAUUUACGGAGACAAUCUGCCGGCAGAUGCGCCACUUUUCGUGUAUAUUCACGGCGGCUACUGGCAGAUGCUGGAGAAGGAAACGUCCGCUUACCCUGCGAAACCACUGGUGGAUCACGGCGUGCGAGUAAUGAUCGUAGGUUACGAGUUGUGUCCGAGUCUUACAUUGGAGGAGCUGGUGCGACAGAUCAAAGUGGCCGGAGAGUUUGUUUUAAACUAUGCUACCGAAAAUGGUGUAAAACAAGUGGCCAUAGCGGGUCAUUCGGCCGGCGCCCAUCUCAUUGCCAGCAUGGUCGAUCAAGAGUUUAUAAAUGUCGUUGGAGAGGAAUUUAAUCUGCUCAGGGAUGUGUUUCUGAUUUCCGGUGUGUAUAAUGUCCAGGAGCUGCGCUACACCAAUAGUGUCAACCGGGGCAAUCUCCUCGGCAUCACCAACAGCAAUGCAAGGCAACUGUCGCCACUCUAUGCCAACUACGAUCAUCUUCGAUCGUCGGCUGAUAGAUUACGCUUUCAUGUGUAUGCAGGAGAGCAUGAUAGUGACGUCUUCCGCGCGAUGUCAACGCAAAUGAACGACCAUUUGGCUUCGUUUGGGCUACAAAGUGAUUUGAACAUCCUGCCGAACCUAGAUCACUUCGAUAUUGUCGAAAACCUUUCCAAUGAGGACCAUCCUCUAACGAAAGCAAUUCUAGGUGGAUUCGGGAAGCUGUAA
Molecule: messenger RNA, 918 nt
Organism: Anopheles coustani
Lineage: Eukaryota; Metazoa; Arthropoda; Insecta; Diptera; Culicidae
Product: kynurenine formamidase
Exons: 3
Coding region: 1-918 (305 amino acids)
Molecular function (GO): arylformamidase activity
Source: RefSeq, a predicted model, not a curated record